AUUUUCCACUGUUCUACUACUUAGAUAAAGUAGCUCUAGAUCGCGUUUUUAAUAUUUUUGUGACAACAGUUUCUUUUAAUUAAUUUGUUUUUGAUGAAAUGAAAGUAUUUACUAAUCUACUUUAAGAACUAAGAAACCCUGAAAAGAUGUCAUUAGCUAUAAGGAGAACAACUGAAUUGAUUGGCGCUGCGAAAUGGUUUUUGAGGCGAGAUAGUCGUGUCCUGUCGACAUUGCCUGAGAAAGUCGAAGAGCCUCCAGCUGAACUAACCUCAAAGAGAUAUAGGCGCCGAUUCUUUCAGAAUGAAGCUAUUCUCGAAACCAGACAUGCGUACCCGGAGUUUCUACCCGAUCCAAAUCCUAAUUGGAGGAAUAGCCUUCGUGAGAAACUGGAAAGGGCAGAUAUGCUGGAAAGGAGGAGUCAAAUUGAUAUACCUGAAUUUUAUGUUGGAUCAGUUUUAGCAGUUACAAUAUCAGAUCCUCAUGCUCAGAGUAAAACCAACAGGUUUGUUGGUAUUUGUAUUGAACGCAAAGGAUGUGGCCUGAGGGCAGAAUUCACUCUUCGUAAUGUUGUUGAUCACCAAGGACUAGAGGUGCGGUAUGAUCUCUAUGAUCCAACAAUCCAGAGCAUUCAAGUUCUUCGACUUGAGAAGCGUCUUGAUGACAAAUUAUUUUAUUUGAGGGAUGCUCUGCCAGAAUAUAGCACUUUCUCCUUUGACAUGGACCCAGAAAUACUUCCAGAAGGAACACCUAUUCCUGUAAAUCCAGUUCAGGUGAAAUUGAAACCAAGGCCCUGGCUGGAGAGAUGGGAGCGCCAGGAGCUGAAGGGUGUCUCAAACAUUGAGGAGCAUCUUAAAGAAAAAGACAGAGUUCGAAGAGAACUGAGGAAGACUCCUUGGGAGAAAUAUGAUUUAAUGAAACAAUACAGAAAAACGAUACCAAUCGAAGAUCAGAGCAAAAUUUGGGCUGAAGUACACAAUCAGCUGCAACAGCUGCAGAUGGCCAGGAAGAAGUCAGCUAGAAAACGCACAUUCACCACACCUAAAACACAACUUGGUUAAUCAUUAUUAAGUUCUGUAGUGUCAUUAAAUUUUAUAAAGAACUGCUAAUUUGUAUAGUAUAAAGUACAUUUGAAC
This is a messenger RNA of Chilo suppressalis (striped riceborer), 1133 nucleotides long. Lineage: Eukaryota; Metazoa; Arthropoda; Insecta; Lepidoptera; Crambidae. The record is from the annotation of a GenBank genome assembly.